Molecule: messenger RNA, 621 nt
Organism: Trachymyrmex septentrionalis
Lineage: Eukaryota; Metazoa; Arthropoda; Insecta; Hymenoptera; Formicidae
Exons: 3
Coding region: 3-452 (149 amino acids)
Source: RefSeq, a predicted model, not a curated record
UAAUGACGUCCAUAAAUGAUUCAGCCGCAUCAACAAUUACGCCUUACGUAUGUGUUUACAUAUCACCGAAUUUAGAUUUUUGUAAAUUCAUCAGUUAUAAAUCCAAAGAAAAUCUCUGGAACUCAGAGCAUAAAGUACUGGAAAAUAAAAAGCACAAGUUAAUGGAGAGUAAUAAAAUGUACUUUACAUCACGCCCAUUGAUGCAUGUCUCAGGAGCAAAAAAAUUUAAAAAUCAUUCAUUUGUAAAAACUAUAAUAUACGAAAUACAAAGAUGCAUACCGCCGAGAUUGCCAUUUGUUUUACCUUGGUGCACCGAUGAAGAUCUUUCCGAUAAGAAGAACGAAAUCCGCCGGCUUUAUCCCUUCAUGAUAGAUGGUUUUUCAAAAGCAACGUACGAAUUUCCUAUGUAUGAUUUUUUUAAACAAAGUCGAGUGAUGCCAAAAUCGACAUAAUUUGACAUACACGCAAUGUGUAAAUUGAUGAAUUUAAAUGGUCAUUAAUAGAGUCAUGUCGAAAGCCUGGUGAUAUUAGAUAAAAAGAUACUCUUAUUCAGUUUUAUUAUUUUAUCAUUUCUAUCGAGAAUCUCGUUGAUAAAUCCACAAUGUCAAAAAGAAUAAUAAA